Molecule: messenger RNA, 2180 nt
Organism: Mytilus trossulus (common blue mussel)
Lineage: Eukaryota; Metazoa; Mollusca; Bivalvia; Mytilida; Mytilidae
Exons: 6
Coding region: 273-965 (230 amino acids)
Molecular function (GO): oxidoreductase activity, acting on the CH-CH group of donors
Source: RefSeq, a predicted model, not a curated record
AUUUUGAACCAUAUUUGUCAUUGUACAUAAAUCUUUUGUAACGAUUUGAAUCCAUAGUUGAAAACUGUAAAAAAAAACGUAUAUUGUGGUGUGAUCAUUCUAUUUAAAACGUACUUAUAUCAUAUUCACAGUGCUAUAUGAUUACAAGUGUAUGUCUGGAUGAAAUACUAGUAUGUUAAACUGUCCUUACUUAAAAUGGCGUACAUAACUAUUAUCUGAUAAAAGGCAAUUAUAAUUUUUUACUUAACCUGUUCCAUAAAACAACACUACCAAUGUUACUACUUUUAUUAAUUUACACAACAAUACAAGGGACAGUAAGGGCCCAACAUAAUCUUACGCCAUUCGGCACAGCUACACAAAGUUCUAGGUUUAUAAGAAGCACUCCUGAAGGUGCAUUAUUGCCACCUAUAUCAAAUAAAUUUACUUUGGAGACAUGUUCAACCACAAACGUGGACGGUGCAUCAUUUGCAUGGUGGAUGUUUGAAAUCUCUUUUAAUUCUGCAUUUAUCUCAAAUAUAACUAUUUACUACAGAGAAGGCUCUGGAUAUCGAAUGAACGGCUUUCAAUUAUAUGUGACAAAUUCAUCUGUUAUUCCACCUGUUGGUUAUCUCUGUUAUGCAGAUGAUCCUGGUAUGCCAUGGCCAAGCAUUACCAAGACAAUACCAUGUAAUCAACUGGGAAAAUAUGUCAUUUAUUACGACACUGUAGGGGAUGACAAAACCGGACCUGUAGUUGAAUUGUGUUACGUUGCCAUCAAUGGAUGUCAGAAGGGUAUGUGGGGCACAGCCUGUUCAGAAUCAUGUUCAGCUAGAUGCAUUGGUCAUCAUUGUCAUCCUACAAAUGGUUCCUGUGUAUGGGGAUGUGACGAACAGAAAUGUUUAAAUAACAGAUGGGAUAUAUUAACAGGUGUCUGUACUGAGGGAUGUGUUAGAGGACUCUCGCAGAUUUGUAAUUGUCACAAAUAACAAACAACAAACAACAUUUUCCAAAAGACAAAAAAAGUAGGACAACAGAAUUACUAAAAAAAACCGGAUUUGACCAUCAAGUUGGACAACGGAUGUUCUUAAAUCCCGUUGACUUUCAUUGGCGAUUGUCAAACCGAGCACCGGAUGUAACAAAAUGAAUCUUAAUUAUUAAUGUUAUACCCAACAGAAAACAAUACACUUGCAGAAAACUGAUAGUAUACUGCAAACCAAAGGUUAGAAAAAUAAUCCAUUAUAUCUGGAUUUCUUCAAUAAAUGUAUCGUGUGUGAUGGUAGGUAUUGUGUCAAUGUGUUAUUAUCGAAUUUACCUUUCAUAAAGACAAUGUUUUUGUUUUUAUUAACUCUUAAAAAAGAUUGAUGACCAUGGAGACUGUCAGUAUUAACAAUCAUCUAGGUCACCUAAAUGUCUUCAUCAUUGAGCAAAGCCCACACCGUAUAGUCAGCUAUAAAAUAUCUCAAAAUGACACAUUUUAAAUUAAAAAAUAAUGAUGAUGAUGAUGAUGAUGAUGAUGAUGAUGAUGAUGAUGAUGAUGAUGAUGAUGAUGAUGAUGAUGAUGAUGAUGAUGAUGAUGAUGAUGAUGAUGAUGAUGAUGAUGAUGAUGAUGAUGAUGAUGAUGAUGAUGACGCCUCUGAUUAUAAGAAUUAGUCGAAGUGAUCGAUAUUACUACGUUAGCUAUAUCAAUCCUUAUUCAAUACUACAUUUAAAGAAUCAAUUCACCACGCAUUUAAUCAAAAACUCAACGAAUUUAACUGAUCGACAACGGUCGAAAUGCAAAAUACAAAAAAGACAUACAAAAUUUCCAAAAAAAAAAGAAAGAAAAAAAGAAACACAUGAUAAAAGACAUGGCUUCUAAUUUAAAUAAAUCAGUAAUUCAUUUUUAUCAAUAGAUAGAUGAUGCUCUUUCAUUCUAGUUUUUCUUUUAAAACAAUCUAGAAUCUUAAUGACACAAAGAAAAGAAGAAGAUGGUUUUGCUUGUUUUGAUAUGAAAAUUAAUGUAUAUCAAUCACGUUUUAGACAAAUGUAUAACCAUGCUUGCUGUAACUACUUACAAAAUUUGUAUUGACUAUGACAAAGCUUUUUUGAAAUGUGAUGGAGUUGGGACUAAUUUAUAGAUAUAAUAAAUAGAUAGAAGAUGUUUUUGUGUUCGGUUAAAUUGUCCCCUUUUAAAUUGUUAUACGAUGAUGACUGAUGUACCC